Molecule: messenger RNA, 3621 nt
Organism: Miscanthus lutarioriparius
Lineage: Eukaryota; Viridiplantae; Streptophyta; Magnoliopsida; Poales; Poaceae
Source: the annotation of a GenBank genome assembly
AUGGCGGAAAUCGGAGGGAUGCUCGCCGCUGCCGUCCUCAAGGCGGCGGCCGGAAAGGUGUCAGCCGCCGCUGCAGAUCGGGUCAUGCUGCAGUGGAGAUUCGACGACGACCUGAGGGACAUGAUGGAAUCAAUCGAGGCGGUGCUCGACGACGCGGAGAGGCGCUCCAUCAGUGAAGCGUCGGUGCGGGUGUGGCUCAAGCGCCUCACCACAGCCUCCUACAGCAUAUCCGACAUGUUUGAUGAAUUCGAGGUCAAUACUAGCAGGAAAUCGGCUUUAUGGAAGUUCAAAGUUCUAAAUCCCUUUCUCACACUUGCUUCUGAGAUUGGUAUGGCUGCUAAGAUGAAGAAGGUUAGGGAGAAACUGGAGAAUAUCUCAAAGCAACGGCACGAAUUCAGUUUUACGGCAGGCAACAGCUCGUAUGCACAGCAAGUUAUUGAUGAACGUGAAACAAAGUCAGAGGUGGUAGAAGCAGAUAUCCUGGGAAGGGAUCAAGAGAAACGGAGAGUAAUAGCACUUUUAACUAGAGCCAGCACCUCAUCAGAGUUCAUUAUCCUUCCUAUAUACGGCAUUGGAGGUAUUGGGAAGACAACGUUAGCACAACUGCUUUUCAAUGAUAAGUAUUUCAAGGACUAUGAGAAAGCAUGGGUAUAUGUUUCCCAAAUAUUUGAUUUGAAAAAAAUUGAUGACACUAUAAGAUCACAACUUCAGAAGGAUCAGAGGCAGCUAACCGACAUGCAAGAGCCAGAUGCUGAUCCACCACUUCCUAAGAAGAUUCUGAUCGUUUUGGAUGACUUGUGGGAGAACGAUGACUUUAAGGUUGAUGAUCUAAAGCAUACCCUGAAAAGGGUUUUGAAUGGAUACAAAAUUGUUGGAUUUGAAGGAAGAGCAGACAGAGGAAGGUUAGAAGAUAUAGGAAAGGAGAUUGCAAUGAAGUGUGGAGGUGUGGCACUAACAGCUCGAGCUCUUGGGUACAUGCUGAGAUCCAGGAAUUUUUUUGGAUGGGUUUCUGUAAAAGACAAUGGAAUAUGGAAUGCUUCUGCGACAGGAUAUACACCUUCGCCAUAUGACAAUGUUCUUGCAUCCUUGAAAUUAAGCUACAUAAGUAUGCCGCCAUUCCAAAGGCUUUGCUUUGCUUAUUGUGCAAUCUUUCCUAGGGGCCACAAGAUGACUAAAGAUGACCUCAUUUAUCAAUGGGCUGCUCUUGGUUUUAUUAAACCGUCUAGUGAAGUGUCCACCUGGCUGCAUGGCGAGAGCUGCAUUAUGAAACUAUCAGGGAUGUCAUUCUUGCAACAUUCAAGAUCCCCUUCGUCUUAUGGGCAACUCGGCGAAAAUGCUACAUUAUUGACGAUGCAUGACCUUGCAAGAUCGAUCAUGAGGGAUGAAGUUCUUGAUGGUGGCAGAGAGUGCAAUAUUGAGUGGGGCAACUACCGUUAUGCGCUACUUGCAGAUUGCAGGAAGCCAUUGAAUUUUUUUGAAACUUGUCAUGACAACAUUAGAGCCAUUCGUUUUCUGGAAAGUGUCAAAAUUGAGCGUGAUGCAGCUGAAAUUUCAACUGCUAAGUACCUGCGAGUCUUGGAUUUUGGAGAAUGUUCCAUACAGAACUUGCCGCCUUCUAUUGGUCAACUAAAGCUAUUGAGGUAUCUCAAUGCUCCAGGCAUCAAAGAUGCAGUGAUUCCCACUUGUUCAGAAAUUAGAGAACUGCCAGAAUCAUUUGGGAAGCUUAGAAACUUGGUGCAUCUUGAUUUUUCGAAAUGCUCUCAUGUUAAAGAGUGCUCAUUUCUGGAAAGGCUCCCUGAAGCUUUGGGGAGCUUCACUGAACUCAACUAUUUAAACCUAUCAGGUUGUAAACAGUUGGAAGAAUUACCUAGGUCAUUUGGACAGCUUAGAAAUUUGGUUCAUUUGGAUUUAUCUGAUUGCUAUCAGGUAAAUCGUAUACCAGAUGCCUUGCGUGGUCUUACCAAACUCCAAUAUUUGAAUUUAUCAAGGAGAAGUUAUGCACAUUACCAGCCAACUCUCCAAGGGCUGUCGGAAGUAACCAGAGAACUCACUGAACUCCGGUAUUUGAAUUUAUCAGGGUGUGUAGACUGUACUUGUAACCCUCAAACAAAGGAAGCAGAAGGUGGAGAAGUCUCAGAUAACACUGGUGGUUUCCUUGACAUUAUCAGCGCCCUUUCAAAUCUAGAACAUCUAGAUUUGUCUCAUAAUCUUACUCUUUAUACUAUACCUGACAAAAUUUGUGGCCUCCGAAAGCUACAUACCCUGGACCUCAGUUGCUGCCGUAAUCUGGAAAGCGUACCCGAAAACAUAGGUGACAUGGAGAGCCUGAAAUGUCAACAAAGCAGCAAUCUUCUUCUCCUUAAAGAUGUCACUCCUCCUGAGUUGGAGAUAAGUGCCCUUGAAAAUGUAAGGUCCGUAGAAGAGGCACAGAAAAUAAAAUUGAAGGACAAACUAAGUAUGGUAAUACUGAGACUUUAUUGGACAGGUGAAAAGGAAAGAUUUGUGGAGGACAUGGAAUUAUUGAGAGAGUUCGAGCCACCAAGCAGUUUAGAAGAGUUUGAGCUAAGAGGUUACAACAGUGUCAGCUUUCCUACAUGGUUAAUGGACAUUGCUAUUUAUCUCCCUAAUCUUGUCAGAGUCAAGUUGGAUGGCUUGUCCCACUGCAGUAGCCUACCACCACUUGGCCAGUUACCGAAUUUAAAACAUGUUAAUCUCACAGCAAUGCACAGCAUUUUGAAGAUUGACAGAGGCUUUUGUGGUGGCGUAAACGCAUUCGCUCGAUUGGAGGAAAUUUUCAUAUACAAUAUGGAAAGCCUAGAAGAGUGGAGUACGGUGAAUUCCUAUGGUGAUGGUGAGGAUGUUGCGGAUGAUCAGUUCAUGUUCCCCAACCUCAAGUUCCUAAGGAUAUGUCGAUGCCGCAAGUUGAAGUUGAACCCAUGUCCGCCAAGAGUAAAUGGAACCUGGCACAUAAUAGAUAGCAAUGGUGUCCUGCUGCAAUGGGAAGAGACUUCUCGCAACUCCUCCCUUGCUUUGGUACAAUGCUUGAGGGUCACAUCCUGCAGGGCUCCUAUGCAUCACUGGAAGUUGCUUCACCACCUUCAUGGGCUCAGUGAGUUAGUUCUCGAGUAUUGUGGUGAUCUAAGUUGCUCGUCAGAGAUCAUUCAAGUCCUUGGUUCCCUCCGAGAACUUACCCUGAACUCUUGUGGUAGCAUGAGCAUGACAUCACUACCGGAAUGGCUUGUAGACCUCACCUCUCUCCAAACAUUGAAGAUCAAGGGGUGCCGAAGCCUGAAUAAAUUGCUAGUGAGCAUGCGACCCCUGAGCUCUCUUCAGUCAAUGUCUUUGUAUGGUUGCCCGGACAUUCGAGCACUGCCAGAAUCGUUAGGUGAUCUUGUGUCUCUGAACAAUCUGGAGAUUUGUUUCUGUGAGGGCAUAGUGUCCUUGCCGAAAAGCAUGCAACAACUCGUCAAUCUUGAAAGACUAACCAUUUGUGGUUGCCCCGCAUUAGAGCAUUGGUGCGAAUUACCUGAAAACAAGAUGAAGAUUAGUCACGUCAAAGUGGUAUGUUCUGUAUUACUAUACUAUCGGCCCUAUUUAUUUGGUUCUAAUUAUUUCCACUGA